CUGCAACACAUUUCGACGACCGCAUUUUGAGUUGUUGGAUACAGCUUGGCACAUUGGCUCCCACCAGACGGCACAACACCCGGCAUCGUUUUUGCCCCGCGAACCAUUUCCCCAUUUCUCUGAGCAGCGCGCUACUGCAGGUCUAUUCAUGGCGUCCGAGGACUCCGAGUGCCGCGUUGUCGCGAUAUCUGCGGGCGCCAGUCACACCGUCGCCCUUCUCUCGGACGACCGCGUGUGCGCGUGGGGGCGCGGGGAGGACGGGCAGCUGGGGCUGGGCAGCGCGGAGGAGCAGCUCGAGCCGGCGGAGGUGGCGGCGCUGGCGGGCAAGCGCGUGUCGGCGCUGGCGUGCGGCGCGGACCACACGACGGCGUACUCGCACGACACGCUCACGCUGUGGAGCUGGGGGUGGGGCGACUUCGGGCGGCUGGGGCACGGGCAUUCGUCGGACGUGUUUGUGCCGCACGCGGUGGCGUCGCUGUGCGGGGUGCCCAUCAAGCACAUCGCGUGCGGCGACUGCCACUGCAUCGCCGUCACUGCUGACGGCAAGGCCUUCAGUUGGGGGCGCAACCAGAACGGGCAGCUGGGGCUGGGCACGCUGGACGACGCCCUCGUGCCAACUGAGAUCACCGCCCUCGCUGGCAUGCCGCUGCGGAUGGUGGCGGCGGGUGCGGAGCACACAGCGGCGGCAGCAGAGGAUGGGCGGCUGUACGGGUGGGGGUGGGGGCGCUACGGCAACCUGGGGCUGGGGGACCGCCACGACAGGAAGUUGCCGCAGCAAGUCACGGCCAUCGAGUCGGAGCGCAUAGCACAGGUGGCAUGUGGGUGGCGGCACACGAUAGUAGUGAACGGCGAGGGGCGCGUGUUCACGUUCGGGUGGAGCAAGUACGGGCAGCUUGGGCAGGGCGACUUCAAGGACCACCUCACGCCCUCGCCCGUGCCCGCCCUGGAGGACAAAUGCAUCGUGCAGGUGUCAGGAGGGUGGCGCCACUCUGUGGCUCUGGAUGGUGAUGGCGUCGUGUAUGCGUGGGGGUGGAACAGAUUUGGGCAGGUGGGAAUCGGAAACUCCGAGGACCAGUGCACGCCGCAGCGUAUAGAGAGCAUUCCCGAGCGCGUGGCGGCGGUGUCGUGUGGGUGGCGGCACACGGUGGUGCUGAGUGAAGGCGGCAACGUUUUCUCGUGGGGGCGGGCCACCAGCGGGCAGCUGGGGCACGGGGAUACCAUCGACAGGAACCUGCCAAAGCGUGUGGAGGCAAUCAGUGUGGAUGGCGACAGGUGUUGCAACAUCAGCGGGGGGGCUGGCAGGAGGGAUGUGGCAGCGGCGGCGCAUGCGGAGGUGCCGGAUGCCGCUGCCUCGUGGGUGCCACCGGCCGAGCGAUACGCCGUCGUGCCGGGGGAGAAGGCGGGUGAGGACGAUGCCAGUGUGCCCGAUGCUGAUGCCAAACGAUUCAAGGCUUGAUCCGGGGUGACCACCAGUAACCUAGCCAGCAGAUCGUCUCUCCACAUGCACUAGUCUCUUCCUGGUGUCUUUCCUAUCUUGCUAUCCACUAACGUCAGUCAGUAGGUGCAUUCAUCACAUGCGAGCUUGCUUUGAUCUCUGGGAAGAAGCCAGGGCUCCGAGUUGACAGGCCGGAGGCAGAAUACCUACCAGCACCCCACUUGCAGCUGCGUUUUUCACUUGGACCUAGUGAAUAAAGAUGCCAGGUACAG
Messenger RNA from Closterium sp. NIES-67, 1707 nucleotides. The record is from the annotation of a GenBank genome assembly. NCBI's taxonomy places the organism in Eukaryota, Viridiplantae, Streptophyta, Zygnematophyceae, Desmidiales, Closteriaceae.